This is a messenger RNA of Limulus polyphemus (Atlantic horseshoe crab), 1176 nucleotides long. RefSeq lists its product as uncharacterized. The coding region runs from base 382 to 1176 and encodes 264 amino acids. The transcript has 7 exons. NCBI's taxonomy places the organism in Eukaryota, Metazoa, Arthropoda, Merostomata, Xiphosura, Limulidae. The record is from RefSeq and is a predicted model, not a curated record.
UAUCGCUACUACGCUGGCGUGGCUGUAAAUACGUUAUUCGCUGCUACCCUUCACUUCUGCCAGUUGUGGUGUUUACUUUCUGUUUUGGAUUUUAAUUUCAGAGUUUCUUUCCACAAUGUGUUGAUUCAAUGCAACUUAACUACUGUGACACAAAGUAAAAUGACCCUCCCUUGAGAAAUUCGUAGUUUCCAACGAGUUAGGGUUCUUCAGGCUCAGCCUAACCACUUAAAGUUAAACCAGGUCGGUUGGUUAUGGAUGUUCAGCGAGGGUAAGCAAUGAACAGGAGUUUAACUAUAUAUAUGUAUAAAUAGCAAUCUACUCAUACAGAACAGUUGAUUCUACACGGCUAACCAGCAAGUCAAAAAAUAUACUGUGAAGAGAAUGUCCGAGAUUAACCAAGAUGUAUUUACAACAAAGAUAUCUUCUAAAAUCGACAGGUGUUCAUCUGUUGGGCGACUAAAGAGAAUUUCUGACGAUAAAGAGGACGACCAUGAAAAGCAACAGCAAAUAAACAUGCCACUAGUACGUAAAAGGAAUGAAAUAGUGGGUUCAGGAGGUCACCAUCAAGAACUAGAAAAACGGGAGAAAGUGUUAGCCUCAAAGACGUCGAAUAAAUGGAAAAUACGAGACAGGGUGGUAAAAACCAAGAAAAUGAUGCCUGAUCUAAUGGAAACGUCGGAGAUAACGCCAACUAAAGGAAGUACAAGUGGUAGUAUGGGGUCUGAAAACCUAUGUCAACAUGCUCCAAACAUGAUAAUUCCACUAACGGAUAGCUGUAGCCCUGCAUUUCCUUGCGUUUCCGAUAGCUUCUUGAGACAGCUUGGACUGCAUAAAGAUGAUCCCAACAGCAAUGCAUCUUUCACUGAGAAGGAAAUUGAGAAAAAGUUUAGUAGUUUGUCACUAGCAUUUAAAACAGACAAGCUGACUUUGAAUAAGAGGCUAGAGUUACAGCAGCGACAGAGAGAUACUGCUGAAGAAAAUAUUGAAAGUGAAAUUCAGGCUUUGAGAACAUCAUUAAAUACUCUUAAUCAGCUAAGUACUUGUCAUGAAAUGAGAGAGCUGAUCUCAAACACUCAACAACAAGUGGAUGUUUUACAACAAUCUACCUCCAGGGUAUCGAGCCGAGCUGAAGUGUAUGGUGCUGUCCAGCAGGUACUCUUUGAUCUUUCUUUUUAA